CACCGGGCGGCGGAAGUACAAAGGAGGCCGUCUGCCUCCUUUGUCCUGGAUUUGGGAGCUGAGCGCCUCCGUCGCCAUUGGCCUUCCUGCCCCAGCUCCGGCCUCUCUCAUCUCGGGAAUCUGCGUCAGAAGUCACCGGCAGUCCCGCCAGAGAAUUACUGUGAAGGCCGGGGAAAACAGCUACAAAAUGUAACUACGCCACAGCAGAGAGCUGGACUGGAAGAGGAGCAACUGGGACAGAAUCUGGCGCCCCAACCGGGACUAGAACCUGGGGGAACUGGUGCCAUAGGCGGAGGAUUAGCAAAUAAUAAGAAGGCUACCAGCAGUUGUGAGACUGCAAAAGCAGCUUGCCAGGAAAAUGAAGCUCCCUAUUUUCAUAGCAGAUGCAUUCACAGCGAAAGCAUUUCGUGGAAAUCCUGCUGCUGUUUGCCUUCUAGAAAAUAAAUUGGAUGAAGAUGUGCAUCAAAGCAUUGCAAAGGAAAUGAACCUCUCUGAAACAGCCUUUAUCCAAAAACUUCAGCCCACAGACAACUUUGCACACAGUUCCCGCUUUGGACUCAGGUGGUUCACGCCGGCAAGUGAGAUCCCACUCUGUGGCCAUGCCACCCUGGCUUCUGCAGCUGUGCUGUUUCACAAAAUAAACAACGUGAAUAGCACUCUAACCUUUGUCACUCUGAGUGGGGAGCUCAGGGCCACAAGAGCAGAGGGUGGUGUCGUCAUGGAUUUUCCUCUGUACCCAGCCCACCCCCAGGACUUCCACGAAGUAGAGGCCUUGAUCAAGACUGCCAUCGGGGACACACUGGUCCAGGAUGUCCGCUAUUCUCCAGAUAUCCGAGGUCUGCUUGUCCGGCUCAGUGACAGCUACGACAGGUCGUUUCUGGAGAACCUGAAGGUGAACACGAGUGAUCUGCUGCAAGUUGAGAACACAGGGAAGAUCAAAGGACUCAUUCUCACCCUCAAAGGAGAGUCUGGGGGGAAGACCCAUGCCUUCGACUUUUACUCCAGAUAUUUUGCACCGUGGUUUGGUGUGGCUGAAGAUCCUGUAACAGGAUCUGCACACACUGUUCUCAGCAGCUACUGGUCCCAGCAGCUGGGCAAGAAAGAAAUGCGUGCCUUUCAGUGUUCCUGCCGAGGAGGAGAACUGGAGUUAUCCCUGCGUUCAGGUGGACGAGUUGACAUUAGGGGAGACGCGGCUGUUGUGGUGGAGGGCACGCUGUCUGUCUAGAAAUGGCUGCACUGGGAUGCCACUAUCUCUAGUGACAGCAUUUUCUGCAUCAAAAGAAAUGCAAGGGGCUGCCUUUAGCAAACUCACAUAGUGGGCAGUAACCAGCUUGAUUGUUGUGUUAAAACAGGAAAAUGAAGACAUACUAGUGGAGAUUUGAUAAUGCUUCCAGAUUAAUUAACUAAUGCAGUUUUGGCUCCACUCAUUAGUGUAUUUGAAAUGUAAUCUAUAACAGAGAAAAAUCUUGUCACUUAUUUUGAUUAUGCUGACUGGUCAGAGAAUGAGGAAUGCAUUUAUGAAGAGUGAGGUUAAAUCAUUUAAACUUAGGGGCAAGUACCUGGUAGAAUAUUUGUAGCUAUUAAAAAACAUAAUAACUAUGUGGAAAUAUAGAAACAUUUUAUGAUGACUAUUAAGUAAAGAAAGCUAUAAUAAGGCCACAAAAUAUUAGCAAUGUUUUACUAAGUGUGUAGAGAAUGUGAAUUUAUUUGAACAGGCAUGAGCCAUGAAAAUAGCCAAGUGAAAACAGUUUGUGUGUGGGGUGGUUUAAGAUCAGGAAUAAUUUUAACAUAUUUGAAAAGUUAUUUCUUCUGUUGUUGCUCCAUGUACAUUAACUAGGACAAAACCCAGAAAAUUUUAAAGUGUGUUUUAGGCUGCUUCCUGUGGUUGUAAAAUUAAACACUGAAACUAUGGAAACUUUUUUUCAUGACUUGUGGCAUUAGAGUGCUAACUUAAAAGGGUUAAUUAAUUAACUAAUAAUAAUAAAAUGGGUUUUAACAUA
Molecule: messenger RNA, 2000 nt
Organism: Lepus europaeus (European hare)
Lineage: Eukaryota; Metazoa; Chordata; Mammalia; Lagomorpha; Leporidae
Gene: PBLD
Product: phenazine biosynthesis like protein domain containing
Exons: 12
Coding region: 359-1225 (288 amino acids)
Biological process (GO): biosynthetic process
Cellular component (GO): cytoplasm
Molecular function (GO): isomerase activity
Source: RefSeq, a predicted model, not a curated record